AUGAACGGACAUCGCAGUAGCCGGACUUUGAAACCGGGCAUCAAUGUGCCUAUGGUCACAUUCUUCGACCCAGAGACUGAAGACGUCGACGUCGGCGCUGUUGCAAAACAUGCCGUCAGACUUGCCAAGGCAGGCCUCACAUCCAUCACAUGUCAAGGAUCCAAUGGUGAAGCCGUUCAUUUGACUCGAGAGGAGAGAAAGCUUGUGACAGAGACGACCCGAAAGGCACUCGAUGAGGCUGGGUUUUCAGACAUGCCAAUCGUCGUGGGAUGUGCAGCACAGUCUGUCAGAGAAACCGUGCUGUUUUGCAAGGAUGCUUAUGACGCUGGCGGCGAUUACGCCUUGAUUCUACCUCCUUCGUACUACAAGCCAUCAUACACACAAGCAAGCUUCGUAGAGUACUUCCAGGAUGUCGCGACAGAUUCGCCUAUCCCGAUUAUCAUCUACAACUACCCCGGCGCCGUCGCCGGCGUGGACUUGGAUUCCGACACCAUUAUCAAGCUGGCCAAACAUCCUAAAAUCGUCGGAUGCAAGCUCACCUGCGGCAAUACCGGUAAACUGAACCGGAUCGCUCACGCUGUCAACGCCGCCACUCCGUCAAGCUCGGGCUCGGGCUGGAUGUGCAUGGGUGGUUCGGCCGAUUUCACUCUCCAGACCAUGAUCGCUGGUGGUUCCGGCAUCAUCACUGGUCUGGGCAACGUCGUGCCAAAGGCCUGUGUGAAGGUAUUCAACCUCUAUGCUGAGGGCAAGGUUGAGGAAGCGCAGAAGUUGCAGGCUGUUGUCGCUCGAGGUGACUGGGGUGUCAUUGCCGGUGGUAUCACUGGAACCAAGAGUGCGCUGCAGUCGUAUUAUGGCUAUGGUGGGUACGCAAGACGACCACUCCCCAAGCCCAGCAAGGAUGAUGUGGCCAAGCAUGAGGCUGCGUUGAAGGAAGUGGUUGAGCUUGAGAACUCUUUGUAG
Molecule: messenger RNA, 960 nt
Organism: Exophiala viscosa
Lineage: Eukaryota; Fungi; Ascomycota; Eurotiomycetes; Chaetothyriales; Herpotrichiellaceae
Product: dihydrodipicolinate synthetase
Exons: 1
Coding region: 1-960 (319 amino acids)
Molecular function (GO): 4-hydroxy-tetrahydrodipicolinate synthase activity
Source: RefSeq, a predicted model, not a curated record